This is a messenger RNA of Salvelinus fontinalis (brook trout), 14467 nucleotides long. RefSeq names its product NT-3 growth factor receptor-like. The record is from RefSeq and is a predicted model, not a curated record. Gene Ontology annotation, molecular function: neurotrophin binding; transmembrane receptor protein tyrosine kinase activity; ATP binding. The transcript has 17 exons. NCBI's taxonomy places the organism in Eukaryota, Metazoa, Chordata, Actinopteri, Salmoniformes, Salmonidae. Bases 401 to 2851 code for a protein of 816 amino acids. Gene Ontology annotation, biological process: positive regulation of kinase activity; regulation of phosphatidylinositol 3-kinase/protein kinase B signal transduction; multicellular organism development. Gene Ontology annotation, cellular component: signaling receptor complex; axon; plasma membrane.
UGUAGGUGGGACUUAAUGCUUGGAGCAUGGACCUCGCUUUCUCUCUCGUCACUUUCUUCAACGCGCUAUCCCUCGGAGUCUUGGAGCGGUGCUGGUACAACCUGGAACUAAGCGGCUAACGGCAGCAUGAAUACAGGGUAACAUAUACUAUGCAUUCUAGAGAGGAGGACAAGCUUGGAGUACUGCUUUUGAACCAUUUCCACUUUGACGGAGUAUUUUUUUUCCCCUUCUUCUUCCUCAUCUGUGAAAUAGAUGGACAUUAGCGCAUUCGCAUCAAUUUGACAUACCUCCAUACAUUCACUCGCCCGCGCGCACACGCCACAUAAUUGCAUAUUCAGACGGUCUCCGAUUUGGAGGUUCAAAAACAUCUCAAGGAUAUUGUCCUAAUAAACGUUGAGUCAUGGAUUCAUUUUUUAUUCCACCACGAAUUUGCUGGUGGAGGGUAUUGUUUAUUUUGACCAUCUUUCAGGACUACUUGAGCAAUAUGCUGGACUGCCCGCCAACCUGCAGCUGUUCUCCAACUGAGAUCUAUUGCAAUAAGUCUGACAAUGGAAAAUUCUUUCCCCUGCUUGCACUGCAAGAUACUGGGAACAAUGGAAAUAACAGUAUCGAAGAUGUGUUCAAGAACAUCACCUCAAUACACAUUGAGAACUGGACUGGCCUGCAGACACUGAAAGAUGUGGACAUGGAGCUGUACACUGGACUUCAGAGACUAACAAUCAUGAACGGCAACCUGCGAGGUAUCCAGGCCAGAGCCUUCUCCCAGAACCCCCACCUGCGCUACAUAAACUUAUCGAAGAACCCUCUGACCACAUUAUCAUGGCAACUCUUCCAGAAUCUGCAACUCUUCGAGCUGAGGCUGGAAGAAGUGGUGUUUGAGUGUGGCUGUGAUAUCCGCUGGAUUCAGCUGUGGCAGCAGCGAGGGGAGGCUGGCCUGAACACCCAGCAACUCUUCUGCAACAACGGAGCCUCCAAGAUCCCUCUGCAGGCUAUGAAUAUCUCACUCUGUGACCUGCCGGACAUCAGUGUGACGCACUUUAACCUCACGGUUGUUGAGGGGGACAGAGUCACCGUCACCUGUAAUGGAUCUGGAUCCCCCCUACCUGAGGUGGACUGGACCGUCAAUGACCUCCACUCCAUCAAUACUCACCAGUCCAAUGUGUACUGGCCCAAUGUCCACUCCAUCAAUCUGACCCUGGUCAACGUGAGUCGUGAUGACAACUUCUACAUGCUGACCUGUAUAGCAGAGAACAAAGUGGGGAUGGCCAACACCUCCAUUCAGCUCACUGUCCAUUUCCCCCCCACCAUCCUGAAGCUGGAUGAGCCCGAGCGUCGCCAUGAAACCUGCAUAGAGUUCACUGUGCGUGGCAACCCCCAGCCCACCCUGCGCUGGUUCCACCGGGACAACGAGAUCUCCCCCAGUGACUAUAUCCGCACUGAAAUGGAUACCUACCAGGACUACCUAGAGGGAUGCCUCAACUUCAAGGACCCCACGCACCACAACAACGGCAACUACACUCUGGAGGCUAGCAACUUCCUAGGAGUCACCACCAAGACAGUGUAUGGACACUUCCUCAACGCCCCAUUUCCAGACGAUUAUGGUGAUUAUGGGACUCCUACACCGACCAUCACAGUAACACACAGGCCCGAGGAGGACACGUUCGGGGUGUCUAUUGCUGUGGGCCUGGCUGGAUUUGCCUGUGUCCUUCUUGUUGUCCUAUUUGUUCUCAUCAACAAAUAUGGACGGCGGUCAAAGUUUGGAAUGAAAGGACCAGUAGCAGUGAUCAGUGGUGAGGAAGACUCGGCUAGCCCUCUUCACCAUGUCAACCAUGGCAUCAUCACCCCCUGUACCCUUGACGCUGGGCCAGACGCUGUGGUCAUCGGGAUGACCCGUAUCCCUGUCAUUGAGAACCCGCAAUACUUCAGACACGGACACAACUGUAAUAAGCCUGCUACCUACGUGCAACACAUAAAGCGUCGGGACAUCAUUCUGAAGCGGGAACUGGGAGAGGGGGCCUUUGGGAAGGUGUUCCUGGCAGAGUGCUAUAACCUCAGCCCUACCAAGGACAAGAUGCUGGUGGCUGUCAAGACGCUGAAGGACCCCACCCUUGCAGCGAGAAAAGAUUUCCAGAGGGAGGCGGAACUAUUGACGAACCUGCAGCACGAGCACAUUGUCAAGUUCUACGGUGUGUGUGUGGAUGGAGACCCCCUCAUCAUGGUCUUUGAGUACAUGAAGCACGGAGACCUCAAUAAGUUCCUCAGAGCUCAUGGGCCUGAUGCGUUGAUCCUGGUUGACGGACAGUCGCUGCAGACCAAUGGGGAGCUGGGACUGUCUCAGAUGCUGCACAUUGCCACUCAGAUUGCCGCAGGGAUGAUGUACCUGGCCUCCCAGCACUUUGUGCACCGUGACUUAGCCACUCGGAACUGCCUGGUGGGCAACGGCCUGCUGGUUAAGAUUGGUGACUUUGGAAUGUCCAGGGACAUUUACAGCACAGAUUACUACAGGGUGGGAGGCCACACCAUGCUGCCCAUCCGCUGGAUGCCCCCUGAGAGCAUAAUGUAUAGGAAGUUCACCACAGAGAGCGACGUGUGGAGCUUCGGUGUCAUCCUCUGGGAGAUCUUCACCUACGGGAAGCAGCCAUGGUUUCAACUGGCCAACAACGAGGUCAUCGAGUGUAUUACGCAAGGACGAGUUUUGGAGAGGCCACGAGCUUGUCCCAAGGAGGUGUAUGACAUCAUGUUGGGUUGCUGGCAGAGGGAGCCCCAGCAGAGGCUGAACAUCAAGGACAUCCAGAAAAUCCUUUAUGCCUUGGGCAAAGCCACACCUGUCUACCUGGACAUCCUGGGCUAGUGUACGUUGAGUUUUGUCUAUCUGUCUGUUUUGUUGUCUGUCUCUACCCAACAGAUGAACAAAAACCCAGGAAUAACUCAAACAACGAGUACCUUAUUGCUCCACUGGCAAACACCUACAAAAUGGGGAUGGACUUAAGUGCCUGCUACUCCUUUCGAUACACUGGAUAACAGUCUUAAAAAAAAGCACUUUUACAUUUUGUUUACCUGCAUUCAAAAAUGUACAGUUGCUGUAUACUAUAUGAAGAGGACAUACUUAAGUUUUUCGUAAAAACAGCCAACUUAAAGUAUCACAAAAAAAACAAAAACAAAAAACAGGAAGAAAACCACCAAAAAAACCACCAAAAAAAAUCCAUAAAAAAAAGCUGAAAACCCUGGAAAUUUGUUUUGCUUUUGGGAUCCUGCCAUCUUGACAGAAGAUUUCUUUUUCCUUUUAUAAAUAUAUAUUAUAUAUAUUUUUAAUUUAUUUUUAUUUUCAAAGUGUGGAUAUCUGCCAUGUUUCUCGCUAAAGGUACGGUAUGUCACAUGUUGGAGAUGACUGGCUGAUAUUGGCAAGUCAGACAAUUGGCAGGGACUUAUUAAAGUAGGCCUUACUGCACUCUGAUUGGCUAGAUCUAUUCUCUGACUCUGGAUCCAACGAGGCGCUUAGUUACUGAUGGGAAACAGCUUUUCAAUGAGACGUGGAACUCAUAGAAAAGACAGAGCCACCAAUCAACACAGACAUCUUAAUUUAAAAUUGAAUGUAUAUACUGUACAUUUCUAUGUCACAAAAAUAUGUUAACUUAUUUCAUUUCCUAUUUAGACUAUUUUAGUUUCUUGAUGUGUUGUUAUGGUGAGUGAAUUCUAUAGAUAUUUUGAUAAUCUUUCAUUUUUUGUUACUAUGUUAUUUCUGUUGGUUUUAAUGAAUUUCAUCUACUUUAUUUAGGCUUAUCAUUUUGAACAUGUGAUUAUAAUGUGACAUUGUGAGUCAGGAUGUUAGGCUGUGACAUGAAGAGGAUUUAGACUCAGUAGAGGAAUCAGGACAGACUUUCAGCAAGAUGCAUACAGUAAAGUAGAAAGUGAUUAUGAAGAUCUUACAUAGCCCCCCCACUCCCUCUCAUCCCAGCUCAUUGUUUUGUUCUUUCAGUGUAAUCUAGUAAUCGUCAUGUAUCUCAUGUACAGUACAUCUAGCCAGAGCAAAGAGCUAUAGCUAUGAUAUUGCAUUAUUAGCUGUCAGUUGCUGUCUCCUAAAAAGUAAUUUUUUAUGACAUUGUAGUAUACUUCAUCUUGUUUUCCAGGUUGUGAAUAAUGUUAUUCAACUGCCUUCACAUAGUCAUGACCCUGACGCUUCAAUUCUGGCAGUUUAUACAAUAGGCAAUGUAUUACUGGACAUUAUACACAUUGUAACACUAUACAUUCACAUAAUAGCAGUACCUUCCUCUCAUUUUCCAUACUCUAAACACUUAGAUUCAAGUUAAAGCAUUCAUCUGAUGCAGGCUUGAGAAUGUGUUCUUCUCUCAAUGUGCACAAGGUUCCAUUAAGCAAACGAUCCUUUAAGUUCCCCAGCUCUCCCAAUGUUAAACAAUAGCAAACUUGGCAAAACACAGUCACGUGAAUUAUUCAUUAAGUAGUAAUGAUAGAGCACUCUGUAGCUAUGGGGGCUGUUUGAAACAUUGCACUGUGAUGACAAACACUGGGGCUUUGGGAGAAAGUGCUCUCUCUCUCCUCUCUCCUUCUCUCUCUCGCUGCUACUGCUUUUGCUGAGUAAUGUGAAUCAUUCAAGCUUGUGUUUGGUCUCAGUAACACCCCAAUGAUACAUCCAUAAUUAUUCAAUGCUGAGCCAUACUGGCACCAUGUUUUGCCUAUCUGCAUUUUCUUUAACAAGGAGAGAUAUUAUUUUGUGAUCAUUUUCAUAUGAACAUUUAUGUACACAAUCAUUUGUCUACUUCAACAAACAUGUAUUUUAAAAGCUUCAAUAUUAAUUAUCUGGUCAAAACGUACAAUUAAUGUACUUUUAUUUUAAUUAAAAGUUCCUUCAUGUUAGAAUGGCGACACACUCAAUGUUUUCUCAUAUUUUUUUGCAAGUACUUCAAAAGUAGCUUUUCCAUUUUCUGCCUACUUAUCACAACAUCGCAAAAACUCUUCUUCGCCUUAAUCUCUGAGUUCACAUCUGCAAAGUUUCUGAGGUGCAUCCGACUAUAGGAAUGGAAAGUGACUGGAACAUUUGUAAUCUGGUCUCUUAGUUUAUUCCUUCUCUUCAUAUUUUGUCUCUGUAUGACAGAGCGCGGAGGGGGGAUUGCAGAAGCUUUCCACGACAGUGGUGUGACUCCGACAUGGUUAUGUGCGAUAAGAUGCCACUUCUUUUAAUAUUCCUGUCUGUCUUCAGGCCUGCUGCUGCCUACUGUCUGCAUUGACUGACUGUCUGCAUUGACUGACUGUCUGCAUUCAAUAACUUCACAAUGCACCUGCAUGCAUCCUGAUCUCCCAGGCAAAGUAAACGAGGAGAUUUCUCCUGGUAGUGCUCCACACAACCCUAUCCUGCUCCUUCCUGUGAUUGAAGCUCCGCUAGUUAACAACUCUGCCCUCUUCCUUUCCUAACAACUCCUCCAUGGAUGAGUGCACAAAUCCAGCUCAAAUAGAGGUUCAAAUAGAGGCACACUUUACGAACUCGUUAUAAUUUAAAGAAAAAAACAUAGGGUGACUUUUACUCAUCAAAUGGAGUGGACAGAGCCCAUUCAUGCCGGAUUAGGUCCUAAUUGGAAGGAAACAGACAAAUGUCACUUCUGAGGAUGUUACAAAAAGAUCCUAUAGGAACCAACAGACUCAGAGACAUGUUUAUCAACAGUCUGCACAACACUAGGUUGAAAAUGUUUACAAGUAUAGUAAACUUUGAGGAAAGGAACAUUUAGGCAUUGGUGUUACAAGGCGAAGACAUUUCUAAUAACAUAAAGAACACUACACAUUGAUGGUCUCAUAUAGUAUUAUUUUCAGUCAUUCACAUUAGAUAGUUUCAUUACAGUAUUUGAUACUGAAUCACUGAAAUAAAAAAUGUUGACAUUUACGUUAGCCCCCUGAUAGCCCCCUCAUAGCCCUCUCAUAGCCCCCUGAUAGCCCCCUCAUAGCCCUCUCAUAGCCCCCUGAUAGCCACCUCAUAGCCCUCAUAGCCCCCUCAUAGCCCUCUUAUUGCCCCUCAUAGCCCUCUUACUGCCCAUCAUAGCCCCCUCAUAUCCCACUCAUUGCCCUCUUAUAGCCCUCUUAUAGCCCCCCUCAUAGCCCUCUUAUAGCCCCCUCAUAUCCCACUCAUAGCCCUCUUAUAGCCCCCUCAUAGCCCUCUUAUAGCCCCCCUCAUAGCCCUCUUAUAGCCCCCCUCAUAGCCCUCAUAGCCCCCUCAUAUCCCCCUCAUAGCCCUCUUACUGCCCCUCAUAGCCCCCUCAUAUCCCUCUUAUAACCCCCUCAUAUCCCCCUUAUAGCCCCCUCAUAGCCCCCUCAUAUCCCUCUUAUAACCCCCUCAUAUCCCCCUCAUAGCCCCCUCAUAUCCCACUCAUAGCCCUCUUAUAGCCUCCUCAUAGCCUCCUUGACUGUACUGUAUCAAUCCCAGUGUAGGGGACAGGGUGUUCUCUGGAGGUGUUGGGAGUGGGACAUCACAACUCCUGUCACUGUAUCCUCAAGAUUACUCCCAUCAUUAGGUGUGUGAUUGUGACAGAAAGGCCACCGCCAGAGCCAAGCAUUAACCCCAUUUACCUUGUCAAUGACACAUGGACAGAGUAUGCUUUAGUACUGAUGGUAGCAGCAAGCGGGGGGGAAGACGGUGGAUGGGGGACUUUCAGAGGGCUAUUGAGGGGAGAGAGUGAGCGUUGGAGGGCAACGUGUCUUUAUGUGAAGUCUAUUUAUUAUUUAUCCCCCUGAGCCAUCAGAGAGGAAAUAGAUGAAUUAGUUGUUUCUAAGAAUACCAGAGAUGGCCUGAGAUGGUGUGUGACUGAGUAGAGAGAUCAUCCAGGGAGAGUGACAGGGAAGAGGUGGAAAGUGGGGCAAAGGUUGCAGCUCACUCUAACCAGUACACCUUGCAGACAAGGGGGGAAAUGACCAAUGAAAUGAGUUUUUGGCCCCAGCUUUAAGAUAUCCCUUCCAUUUGAUGGCCAUGCUGUGGGUAAUCCCUGCAGGUCAGAAGCUAUGGAGAGGAGGGCAGAGCAGAGCUUUGAUGGUGCAAGGUCAUAUGCUUGCAUGUUUUAGCACAGGGACAUAGCCGUGGGAAUUAGGGGUGCUGUAGCACCCCCUGAAAAAUCGUAAUAAAAAAAUAUAUGAAUACAAAUACAAAUUUUUAUCAAAUAAAAUCUCACAAAAGUUGUACACUGGGCCUUUAUUAGUCCUGUAUUAGCGGACCGAUACAGCUGUCUGUAGCGCGAACAGGGUAAAAAUCAUAAUAUCCCCACCCCCAAACAUCUUCCCGUGGCUAUGCAUAGUGCUGUCUAUUGGCCAGAGCAGAACAGAGCAGAUAGGAGAGCAGAACAGAGCAGAUAGGAGAGCAGAACAGAGCAGAUAGGAGAGCAGAACAGAGCAGAUAGGAGAGCAGAACAGAGCAGAUAGGAGAGCAGAAUAGAGCAGAUAGGAGAGCAGAAUAGAGCAGAUAGGAGAGCAGAACAGAGCAGAUAGGAGAGCAGAACAGAGCAGAUAGGAGAGCAGAACAGAGCAGAUAGGAGAGCAGAACAGAGCAGAUAGGAGAGCAGAACAGAGCAGAUAGGAGAGCAGAACAGAGCAGAUAGGAGAGCAGAACAGAGCAGAUAGGAGAGCAGAACAGAGCAGAUAGGAGAGCAGAUAGGAGAGCAGAUAGGAGAGCAGAUAGGAGAGCAGAACAGAGCAGAUAGGAGAGCAGAACAGAGCAGAUAGGAGAGCAGAACAGAGCAGGCUGCCGGUGUCCUGUUAGAGCUUCUGCAGUGAAGAGGCUGACGAUUGAUGAGGGGUUUAAGACCUUAAUCAUGAUGGGGAGGAGGGAGGAGUGAGGAGGGAAGCAGGAAAGCGGAACAUUGCAGUUGAAAUGAGCUCUCUUUGAGCACUUCAUAACCCAGGGGCUUGUGGAGCUAGGCUGCUACACCACAGACACACACGGCCUGCAUGCCUGCCUGAGCACUCCUCUGCUAUCUCCAAUAGUCCCCAUACACACAGCUGGAACUGCAAGCUUACACCAGAAACAUAGUCUAAGAUACUUUCUUGUUGCCAGCUUAUCAAGUUUUGCUGCUACGUUCAUAGUUUUCAAUAAGGUAAUGUUACUGAAUUGUGGACAGGAUGAAUAUCUUAUGCGCUAUGGAGUCAGCAUAAGUGCUGGUGUUGCAGAACAGCCAUCCAACAAACAACAGGUAGUUAUCCUCUCUCUGCUUCCCUGCAUAAUUAAUAUUUUUUGACUUACCUUCAAAGCAUUUAAUAAAACAUUCUCUGUCUGAUUUUAGAAACACCUGUUCAUUUAUGAGACUAGAAACCAGCAGUUACCCCUCUUAUCUUGGAGACUUCAGUAAAACUGUACAGGUUCAGGAGAUAGGUAUUUUGAAGAACAGCUCAAAUAAGAUUUUGUGAUGCCAUCUUCUGUCCGAUGUUAGUCCUAUAACAGAUAACUAUGACAGUUGUCUCAUAAGCAGUUUUGUACUGAUUUACCUUGACUUUGCAUGUUGUGUUUUUAUGGGCCUAGCUUGUUUGAAGGAAUUAGCCAAUCACAGUUGAUCCGACUGUUGUCCUAGAUGCAUUCAGACACAGCAUUGAUACCACAUGCAUCAUACAAUGACAAAACACGAGAAAAUCCUGCCAUAUACAGUGAUGCAUACGUCCACAAAAAUGGCAAGCCCGACUCCAUUUCCUGGAGGGAGGGAUGAAAUUGACUGCAGCGUUAAGACUUCAGACAGGAUGUCACCCAGGAGCAAUCUCCUCCGCUGUCAGCAGACUUUGACAUCUAGAUUAACCUUGAUGCUGAACAUUUUCUGAUGGAGUCUCAUUGGAAUGCAAAAAGCAUCUCCAGCCCUCCAAUCCAGGGCUCUGACUGCACUGGCCACCCUCCCAUCCACCUACCUCCUUGCCUCGCAUCCCCCCUGUGCUUAGCCUAAAGAUUACGACCUUACGGUCGCUGUAAGUACAUCUUCCCUGUAAGGUCAGAACGGCAGGCUGAUCAGGACACAAUGAAGCCGGCGUGAUAUAUCGCUCGGAAAACAUACAUCAAUCCACGGAUUGGAGAUGGUGCUGUACACCUAAUUAUCCCAUUAUCCAAAAUGAUACAUUGAGAAGAUUUAAAUACUGCUAGUUUUUAAUGAAACUUCCUUUUUCGUCAGCAUGCUAGCUAAUACUAAAGCAACCCAUUGGAUUCCACAACACUUCUGGUAGUUACUCACCCAAACGCUAGGCGUCACAUUUUCAUGGAAUCCAAUGGGCUGCUAUAGCAUUAGCUAGCCUAUCAUUCUGACGACAACAUCAGUUUAACAAAAAAUGUGCAGUAUUCCAAACUUCUCGAUUCAACGUUCAUCAUUUCAGGAUAGUUAGGAGUACAGCGACAGGUACAUUUUUCCAGCCAUAUACCGCGCUGGGCUCCACAUUCUGGCAUAGAACUGUUCCGAAGAGGUAGAAGAAAUGAACUACAUUCGCAAAAUCUUAUGGCUAUCCUGUGCUCUGCCCUCUCCCUCUCUCUGUGUGCGUGCGUGUAUGCACCUCUCUAUGGGAGAUGUUGUUUGUGCUCACUGAGUGGGAGGUGAUGUUGGAGUGCUGGAACAGAAGCACUGAACAAACACUGAUCCAGCCCACCUCUCCUCCCCUGCCUCUUCCUGGCUGGCUGCUCCAGUGGGAAGGGUUGAGCCAGAGGGUCAGUGCCUAUAGCUGUGUUUAGGGCUCUGCCUGCUCCUCUCUCUCUGUUGACUACAGGGCCAAUAGUUUCUCUGUUUUUUUCCACCACAGAGAGAGGAUGUUAAGCUAUUACACCACAGAAGAAUGAGUGUCAGUUAGAGCAGAGAGAGAAGGGGAGAGCGAGAUCUUAAAACCUGCUUUACUGUGUCUUCAAUCUAUUAUUCAGUCCUCUUUCUCUGUUGGUCAGCUUGCAGAGGACCUUCAUGUUUUCAGUAUGAUUACAACCAGGAGUGUCUUUAUUUAUAUGGUCUUCACCUUUAAUUUGUUUGCUUAACAGUCGGCCCCGCACUAAGCGCUGCUUUGAAGUUUAACUUCUAAUUGCAAUACCUACUGUGAGAGGAGCGUCUGGCCGUUUCAAGAAUAGAACAGUCUCUGAUUAUUGUGUCAAUUCAUGGGCUGUAACAGCAGGAUCAAAGAUACAACUAACCCCCGCUUCAGCUCACAGAGUAAAUAUUCUAGUUUGUUUUGAGAAGUAAGUCACUGUUUUUUUUCAUUAUCUUAUGCUGCCUGUAGUCCCUUGCUGUUGUAGACUAGAUGUGCUAUUGUAGACUGUAUUGGGAGAGGAUAUGGCUAGGGAUCUUAGGCAGGGCACAUAGUGUCUGACCUUUUCCACUCAAGCUGCACUGAGAUGCUUCCUGCUUGGGGCUGAUAGCAAUGGGGGUUUCAUUAAACCUCCUCAUCUCAGUCCUAGUGAGGCCACUAGAUGUAACUAAACCCCAGAUAGAUACCAUUUCUCUCUACCCGUCCACAAAACCCUCAAAUCACAGGAACAGUGGGAGGUCUGUUGAAUAUAAACUCAGCAAAAAAAGAAAUGUCCUUUUUUCAGGACCCUGUCUUUCAAAGAUAAUUCGUAAAAAUCCAAAUAAAUUCACAGAUCUUCAUUGUAAAGGGUUUAAACACUGUGUCCCAUGCUUGUUUAAUGAACCAUAAACAAUUAAUGAACAUGUACCUGUGGAACGGUCAUUAAAACAAAAACAGCUUACAGACGGUAAGCAAUUAAGGUCACAGUUAUGAAAGCUUAGGACACUAAAGAGGCCUUUCUACUGACUCUGAAAAACACCAAAAGAAAGAUGCCCAGGGUCCCUGCUCAUCUGCAUGAAUGUGCCUUAGGCAUGCUGCAAGGAGGCAUGAGGACUGCAGAUGUGGCCAGGGUAAUAAAUUGCAAUGUCCGUGCUGUAAGACGCCUAAGACAGCCCUACAGGGAGACAGGACAGAUGAUCGUCCUCACAGUGACUGACCACAUGUAACAACACCUGCACAGGAUCGGUACAUCCGAACAUCACACAGGCGGGACUGGUACAGGAUGGCAACAACAACUGCCGAGUUACACCAGGAACGCACAAUCCCUCCAUCAGUGCUCAGACUGUUCGCAAUAGGCUAAGAGAGGCUGGACUGAGGGCUUGUAGGUCUGUUGUAAGGCAGGUCCUCUCCAGACAUCACCGGCAACAACGUUGCCUAUGGGCACAAGCCCACCGUUGCUGGACCAGACAGGACUGGCAAAAAGUGUUUCUCUUUACUGAUGAGUCGCGAUUUUGUCUCACCAGGGGUGAUGGUCGGAUUCGCGUUUAUCGUAAAAGGAAUGAGUGUUACACCGAGGCCUGUACUCUGGAGCGUGAUCGAUUUGGAGGUGGAGGGUCCGUCAUGGUCUGGGGCGGUGUGUCACAGCAUCCUCGGACUGAGCUUGUUGUCAUUGCAGACAAUCUCAACGCUGUGUAUUACAGGGAAGACAUCCUCCUCCCUCAUGUGGUACCCUUCCUGCAGGCUCAUCCUGACAUGACCCUCCAGCAUGACAAUGCCACCAGCCAUACUGCUCGUUCUGUGCGUGAUUUCCUGCAAGACAGGAAUGUCAGUGUUCUGCCAUGGCCAGCGAAGAGCACGGAUCUCAAUUCCAUUGAGCACGUCUGGGACCUGUUGGAUUGGAGGGUGAGGGCUAGGGCCAUUCCCCACAUAAAUGUCCGGGAACUUGCAGGUGCCUUGGUGGAAGAGUGGGGUAACAUCUCACAAUAAGAACUGGCAAAUCUGGUUCAGUCCAUGAGGAGGAGAUGCACUGCAGUACUUAAUGCAGCUGGUGGCCACACCAGAUACUGACUGUUACUUUUGACCCCCCCUUUGUUUAGGGACACAUUAUUCAAUUUUUGUUAGUCACAUGUCUGUUGAAUCUUGUUAUGUUCAUACAAAUAUGUACACAUGUUAAGUUUGCUGAAAAUAAACGCAGUUGACAGUGAGAGGACGUUUCUUUUUUUGCUGAGUUUACAUUGCUGCAAAAUAACACAAUUAAGCCAAAGCCAUAAAAGAAAGUCCACAUUUCGUAGCACACUCACUGUUUGUUGAUGAUGAGAGCAUUUUAUUAUUUUUUUGUGUUGGAUUGAGGGAGUGGCAGACACUGCUGUAAUGUUUCAGAAUAAGGAUGAAGUACAGUACGGUGGUAAAUAGCAUGCUUCCUGAUUCUCCAUUAGCAUCUGUGCUAAGGAGAUAGAGGGUGGCCCUCCUCAGAGGCAGGCACCCGCACUGACACCAUGCAGACAGGCCUGGUUAGAAGCUGCCAGCAGGGACAGAAGGACCAGACAGGCAUAGAGAGAGAGAGAGAGAUGGAGGCUCUGACACAUUCAGAUCUGACACUAUUAGCCUCAUUGCAUGCAUGACAUUUUGAAAACCUAACUCUUUCUUUUAUACACCGUAACUAUACUUCCUUCUGAUACACGUCCAUGCAUUUUCAUCACAAUAUGGUAUUCAGGUUGGUUGUUUUGGGAAAGGCUGUGGGUAGCCUGAUAUAGAGCCUGAUAUAGAGGCCUGAUAUAGAGGCUAUAGAAUGUUCAAGGUUAGGGUAUAUAGCAGUGUUUCCCAACUGGCGGCAGGUGAUGUUAUUUGCCCCCCCCCCCCCCUAAGUUAUUUCAAUUUUGGAUAUCUAUUCCAAAGUAUUCCCACGCGUAAUAGAGAGGUUUGAAAUUAUUCUGUUUUAGUUCAAUACUAUGUCCGUUUGUGCCUCUUGUGGUCAAUUUGCAGUUUACACAUGAUUUGUAAUUAUGUUCUGGCCCCUUGACCAUCUGAUUCAAGAAGAAAUUAGCCCACGACUGAAUCUAGUUGAUGAUCCCUGGUAUAUAGUGUGAGUGAUUUCAUUUUCCAAUGGAAAUGGUACUCUGGAAUCUAGAUCACUCUGUGUGUGUGUGUGUGUGUGUGUGUGUGUGUGUGUGUGUGUGUGUGUGUGUGUGUGUGUGUGUGUGUGUGUGUGUGUGUGUGUGUGUGUGUGUGUGUGUGUUAUUAGUUUGUACAUGGGCCUACUGCCUCUGCUGAGCGGACACAGUGUGUCAUCCAUUCUAUGUCAUCCACUCUGUCCUUUCUAGUCCCACCUUUUUUACUGAUCAGACUAAGGCUGCCAAGCGUUUGAUUGAUUUUAUUAGGCAGAGAGAACAUAGCAAAGCUCCACAUUUUUACAUUUCACUCAGAAAAAAUGCCUCUCACCACCCUAGCAGUAGCAGGGCUUUCAUCCACAAAGGAGCCUAUCCAGGAAACCCUACAAAGCCGUCAGCGUGCACGGCACAAUGCUUUCCGCUUUGAAGCCAGCUAAACCUGUCUGAGAGGUUGUGAGCAUCAGGACAAGUCCAGACACAGACAGCACAGUAUAUCAUCUCAUCCUAACACCAUGGCACAGCCUUACUGAUUCCAUCAUUGCUUUAUUCUCUAACAAAGCAAAGCAGAGCAGACCGCCUCAAAUCAGUCUGUCCAGCCUGUCUAGAUACAUGUGUGUCUGCUGGGUGACAUGCUGUGCCAGUCUCAGUGCCAACCCAUCAGGGUUCCUGCCAACCUCUAGAAAGGAGGUAGUAGCUGGAGGGCAAAAGAGGAAAGGUAGAUCAAACUAAGAGAGACGCGACAGGACUCAGUUUCCCAUGAACAAUAUGAUGAAUCACAAUUCAGAUAAAUGUUGGUGGGAGAGAAAUAUAUUACAGUGUUAUGUACAAUGUUUUUACAGCACUGGCAAUGCAUAACUGAGGUCACCCAACCAUGGGGAUACGAUUAUUGUAUUGAUUAGAGUUGGAGAUACAACUCUCCAUCGGAUGAAACAAACUAUAUCAGAUACAUUGUAUAAAGGAGCAAAAAUACAAUAAAAACAACCAAAAAAACUAUACGUUAUACUAUCCAUGUAGUAGGCUUCAUACGCUACUAUACUGUACACACCAACACUUUUCCAUAGCUUCUUGAUCUUAAUAAUAUAUUUAUCUUCCAGUAAAUAUUUCCUAUGAAAUAUGGUGCAAUAUUUAAAUGUUUGAAGCAGUUGUAUGUUGCCAUAACUACUGUAUAAGAGUGUUGUUCCCUGUGCGACUAUUUCUCCACCUGGGAUUAACUGAAGAGCUGUGACUGGAGGAAUUGAGUCAAGGUUUUAUGGAAAUGUCUCUCUAUCUCUGUGUGACGAGUACUUUGUGUUUUCAUUUCCAUCAAGCUAUGUACGGUUGAAAUAAUAACUUUGUGACGCCCUCUGGCAUCAUUGGUAAUGUAUUUUUCACAUGAGAAGUCUUAGCUAAGCGCUGAUUCUGCUAUUUCUCUUUAGUAUUUUUCUCUCUAUCUCUCGAUGUGUCCAACCCUUGUUAGAGUGAUUAGGGGGAAAAGGUGUGAAUUUAACUCAUGGUUCCUCUGUUUGUAAGCCAUCUUUAAUCCAUUGUGUUCUGUUUACUUAUCAUCUAUAAACUAAAAACAGCUGUAAUUAAGUAUGUAUCCAACAAUGAUUUAUGUAGACCUAUUCUAUAAAUAAAUCAAAACCACAAAACUCCAA